This is a messenger RNA of Medicago truncatula (barrel medic), 879 nucleotides long. RefSeq names its product vesicle-associated membrane protein 722. Lineage: Eukaryota; Viridiplantae; Streptophyta; Magnoliopsida; Fabales; Fabaceae. Gene Ontology annotation, cellular component: membrane. Gene Ontology annotation, biological process: vesicle-mediated transport. The record is from RefSeq and is a predicted model, not a curated record. The transcript is spliced from 6 exons. The coding region runs from base 1 to 879 and encodes 292 amino acids.
AUGAAAUUUGGCAUAAGUUUUUUCGUUGUUCUGGAUUUUGUAGCCUACUGCGUGGUGGCAGUUGAAUCUGCUGGUAGACAAAUUCCUAUUGCUUUUCUUGAGCGUGUGAAGGAAGAAUUCAGCAAAAAAUAUGGUGGUGGCGAAGCUGCAACUGCUUCAGCUCGUAGCCUCAACAAAGAAUAUGGGCCUAAAUUAAAGCAGCAAAUGCAAUAUUGUGUUGAUCAUCCUGAAGAGAUUAACAAGCUUGCCAAAGUGAAGGCUCAAGUUUCUGAAGUUAAGGGUGUUAUGAUGGAGAACAUUGAAAAGGUUCUUGACCGUGGAGAAAAGAUUGAGAUGCUAGUGGAUAAGACUGACAACCUUCGAUCACAGGCACAAGAUUUUAGAACACAAGGAACAAAGAUGAAAAGAAAGAUUUUGACAUAUAGAAAUAUGUCUUUGGGAGGUCGACUGAUUCUUCUUAAGUCUCUACUGUCCUGCAUUCCUUAUGAUGAGGAAGGAGGGAUGUUAUGUUUUGGGAGGGAGGAAGGAUCAAUUUGGUGGAAGAAGGCCGAUGAUCAAUUUAAGGGAGGAAGGGUCAAUUUUGAGUUGUCUGAUGAUAAAUUAAUAACUGUUACAGAUAUGUAUGCGUUGGGUUGUGAUGUAAAUGGUGAGGUUUGGAAGUGGCGUAGAAGGCUGUUUGCGCGAGAGGAAGAGUUGGUGAGGGAGUGUGUGGAUCUAUUGUUGUUUUGCAGGUUGAGGUGGCAGACCGAUGAGUUUGGAAAAUUCAUUCAUUUUGAUCUGGGUUCUAAUCAUGUGUUGUGGCUUAAAGCGGUGCCGCUCAAAGUCAAUAUUUUUAUCUGGCGUUUGCAUUUUAAAUCAAAUUCUUUUGGCGGCUACUAA